Morchella importuna is the source of this 963-nucleotide messenger RNA. RefSeq lists its product as uncharacterized. The record is from RefSeq and is a predicted model, not a curated record. Lineage: Eukaryota; Fungi; Ascomycota; Pezizomycetes; Pezizales; Morchellaceae. The transcript is spliced from 4 exons. Bases 1 to 963 code for a protein of 320 amino acids.
AUGCAUCCGUUCUCCCUGUCGCCAAGAGGCCAGGAUGGAGAUCCGGAUGUGGGGCUUCACUUUGCGCUGGAUGUCAUCAAUGGCCGAUCACUUCCAAUCAGUCAGUUCACAUCACUGUCCACUACAGUUCACUGCCCGCUGCAGUUCUCCAUCACCGCCAUCAGGCUUACCGCUGCCUAUUGCUACCAGGGCCCGCCACCUAGCAGCUACCAGGGCCCGCCACCUAGCUGGUAUCAGCCCGCUGCCUGGUUUCAGGCCCCGCUACAUAGUAUCAAGGCCCGCCAUCACCGCCAUCUAUCUGCUAUCAGGGCCUGCCAUAAGGGUCCCCAAUACACUCAGGGAGUGCCCGCUACGCCCAGGGAGUGCCCGCUACGCUCAGGUGGUGCCCGCUACACCCAGAGAGUCCCCGCUACGCUCAGAGGGUGCCCGCUACGCCCAGAGGGUGCCCACUACGCCCAGAGAGUCCCCACGACACCUAAGGAGUCCCAGUCCCCACUACACCCGCAGAUCAAGAUAAGAAUGGAUUUCAGCAAUAUUCUUAAUAUCGAAGGAAGUUUAGGGGAUGUGGAGCGACCACUGCCAGUGGUUUCAAGUUCAGAGUCACAACACGGUAUUGGGAGAAAAAGAGGAGGAUCAUGGCUCCCUUGGGAGGAUCGGCUUUUAGCUAAAGAGGUAUUGGCUCGAGACCCGAUAACCAACAGGGAAGGCAGAAAGGAGGAUAGAUGGAAGGAAAUAGCAAGGAAUCUAGAAUCAUUAAAUAUGCAACGGUCUUGGGCUUCUUGUAAAGACCGAAUAAGUAAAUUGAUUGAGUAUCAUAGGCAAGAACAAAUAAAAGCAAGGCAAGCAACGGGUACCAAUGAAGAGGUUACAGAUUUCAUUUCGAAUAUGGACAAUAUUAUUCUACUUUCCGACUCUGUAUCCAUGGAUCAAGAGAUCCGUAAAAAGGCAAAAGCAAAACUGUAA